GAGCAGAGAGCCCAACCAAGCCCAUACGCCGUUACCGUCCUGUCUUCUUGGACCCUGCUUCUCCGCCGCUCUCGCUGCCGCGAGAGCUCCGAUCGGCGAUCUUUUUCCCCGGUCAGGAUGACCAUCAUCAUCGACCAGACUCAGUUCGAUGCGGCGGCGGAGAGGAAGGUCGCCGGGGACCCGGGGGAGCUCGUGCUCGACGGCGGCUUCACCGUGCCGGAUUCCAACGCCUUCGGCCACACCUUCAGGGACUACGACGCGGAGUCGGAGCGGAAGAAGACGGUGGAGGAGUUCUACCGCGUGAACCACAUCAGCCAGACGUACGAGUUCGUGCGGCGGAUGCGGGACGCGUACGCGCGGCUGGACAGGACGGAGAUGAGCAUCUGGGAGUGCAUCGAGCUGCUCAACGAGUUCAUCGACGACAGCGACCCCGACCUCGACAUGCCGCAGAUCGAGCACCUCCUCCAGACCGCCGAGGCCAUCCGCAAGGACUACCCCGACGAGGACUGGCUCCACCUCACGGGCCUCAUCCACGAUCUGGGCAAGGUGCUGCUGCAUCCCAGCUUCGGGGAGCUUCCUCAGUGGGCAGUCGUAGGUGACACCUUCCCCGUGGGCUGCGCGUUCGACGAAUGCAACGUCCACUUCAAGUACCUCAAGGAGAACCCUGACUACCACAACCCGGAGUUCAACACCAAGUUCGGGGUCUACUCCGAGGGGUGCGGGCUGGACAACGUGCUCAUGUCAUGGGGCCAUGACGACUACAUGUACCUGGUUGCCAAGGAGAACAAGACCACCCUUCCUUCUGCAGGGCUGUUCAUCAUCAGAUACCACUCCUUCUACCCCCUGCACAAGCAUGGAGCCUACACGCACCUGAUGAACGAGGAGGACAAGGAGAACCUCAAAUGGCUGCACGUGUUCAACAAGUAUGACCUGUACAGCAAGAGCAGCGUCAGGAUCGACGUCGAGAAAGUGAAGCCCUACUACAUGUCGCUCAUCGAGAAGUACUUCCCGGAGAAGCUGAAAUGGUGAGGAGGCACCCAGGCAGGGAACGGAACCCAAACAACAUAUGAUAGUAUUAUUAUUCCAGCUUCCACUCGCCAUGGAAAACAGAAGGAAAAGAGAUUGUUCCAAGCUGUCGUGUAUUGUCACUCAUCCGAGUUGAGUGAGCGUUGCUAGUAGUGUCAACUCCAGUACGAGAGCUAUCAGCCAUGCGUUAAUAUUAUUGCGUAUACCCUAAUAAAAGUUUGCCGGUAUUUGUUGUCUUUCGAGUGUGCUCUGUUCUACAGUUUGUAAACGAAAUAAUUUUGCUCA
This is a messenger RNA of Hordeum vulgare subsp. vulgare (domesticated barley), 1311 nucleotides long. Its product is annotated as probable inositol oxygenase. Lineage: Eukaryota; Viridiplantae; Streptophyta; Magnoliopsida; Poales; Poaceae. Gene Ontology annotation, biological process: inositol catabolic process. The transcript is spliced from 10 exons. The coding region runs from base 118 to 1029 and encodes 303 amino acids. Gene Ontology annotation, cellular component: cytoplasm. Gene Ontology annotation, molecular function: inositol oxygenase activity; iron ion binding. The record is from RefSeq and is a predicted model, not a curated record.